CUUUCUCGGUUAUCAACUGUUCAUAUUUGAGUUGUCUGUGAUGGCCUUCCUGCAGAAGUCUAUGAGCUUUUCCCUUAUGGGGACAUUGGCCAUCAGCUGCCUGCUUCUCAUUGCCCUGUGGGCCCAGGAGGCAGCAGCGCUACCCAUCACUUCCCACUGCAAGAUUGAUGCGUCCGACUUCCAGCGGCCAUACUUCACCAACCGCACCUUCAUGCUGGCUGAGGAGGCUAGCCUUGCAGAUAACAACACAGAUGUCCGGCUCAUUGGGGAUGAGCUGUACCGGGGAGUCAAAAUGCAGGAUCGAUGCUACGUGAUGAAGGAGGUGCUCAACUUUACCCUUGAAGAAGUGCUGUCCCCCCAGUCAGACAGAUUCCAGCCCCACAUGCAGGAGGUGGUGUCCUUCCUCACCAAGCUAAGCAACCAGCUCAGCCUCUGUCGCAUCAGUGGUGAUGGCCGGCGCAUCCAGAAGAAUGUACAAACAAUGAAGGAAACAGUAAAAAAGCUCGGAGAGGGCGGGAAGAUCAAAGUCAUCGGCGAGCUGAACCUGCUGUUUUUUUCCCUGAGAAAUGCUUGUGUCUGAGCGAGAGAAGCUGGAACAUGAACGACGGGCCCUUCCUGCCUGCUACAAACAAUGAUAAGAUUCCCAAAAGGACUUUUUUCACCAAGGAAAGUGAGAAGCUAAACCCCACCAUCAUCAGAAGAUUCUACACAAAACCCGGCUCAGUUGAAAAAGAAAACCAAUGUCAUGUUGUCCGUAAGACCAGAUGUAGACUU
Molecule: messenger RNA, 774 nt
Organism: Peromyscus leucopus (white-footed mouse)
Lineage: Eukaryota; Metazoa; Chordata; Mammalia; Rodentia; Cricetidae
Gene: Il22
Product: interleukin 22
Exons: 5
Coding region: 41-580 (179 amino acids)
Cellular component (GO): extracellular region
Source: RefSeq, a predicted model, not a curated record